UGUUGCCCCAACUUAUUCAUCCCUAACCAAGGUUUCACCCUAAUCAUUCCUCGCGGGGCGGCUCUAUUGCUCCUCGCCGCCGCCAGGUCUGCCGCCGAUGAAGGACAAAGAAGAAAGGGAAGGAUCUGAUGCCGCCGGUCACCUCUGGUGACUAUCAAGGAAGUUGAAGCUGCGAAGAAGGCUUGCGAGGAUGCUACUGCCGUCAUCAACGACCGCCGUGCUAACGGCAACCUCGCCGCCCUCUGUGUUCGACGCCAGCAGAGUUCUCGUGGGUGAAGGAUUAUCUCCGCGGAGCGGAUUAGAAGAUCGGGGUGCAACGCCGGUCAAUACUUUCGUUGCUUUCCCGUCACAAUUCCAGGAUUGCAGCGCCGGUCAGAUUGUGGUGUCGGAGGUAGGCGGCAUGGAUUCCUUCUUCCUCCUCGAGUUCGCGAUGGGUGGCAGCGACAAUGGGCGUGGCACUAGGGCUGCAAAUGAGCCGAGCGGCUCGGCGUUCGACUCGAGAAGAGCU
Messenger RNA from Linum tenue, 508 nucleotides. The record is from the annotation of a GenBank genome assembly. Lineage: Eukaryota; Viridiplantae; Streptophyta; Magnoliopsida; Malpighiales; Linaceae.